This is a messenger RNA of Silurus meridionalis, 1301 nucleotides long. RefSeq names its product zygote arrest 1 (gene zar1). Gene Ontology annotation, cellular component: cytoplasm. Gene Ontology annotation, molecular function: mRNA base-pairing post-transcriptional repressor activity. The record is from RefSeq and is a predicted model, not a curated record. Gene Ontology annotation, biological process: translation. Lineage: Eukaryota; Metazoa; Chordata; Actinopteri; Siluriformes; Siluridae. The transcript has 4 exons. The coding region runs from base 74 to 1093 and encodes 339 amino acids.
AACGCGCCCCGAGACUCGGGCAGGUGGCUAAGCGGAAAGAAAAGAAAAAAAACCUAAACAAAAUAAAAUAAAAAUGGCUACGUACGGAGAUGAAGCGCUUGACACCUACGUUUACUCCUCGUACAACCCUUACUCAUACCGAUGCCCGAAGCCCAAGAGCUGGCGGCAGAAAGGCUACCUGAGCGCGUGCGGCGGCGGAGGAGGAGACGGCGGAUACUUCGACAACUACCACCGCGCGCACCUCAAGUCCAUCCUGUCUCAGAUCAACCCAAACCUCACACCGCGCCUGCGCAAAGCUAACACCAAGGACGUGGGCGUGCAGGUGAACCCGCGGGCCGACGCCUCGGUGCAGUGCUCGCUCGGCCCGCGCACGCUGGCGGCGUGCCGGCGGGACGCGGUGCGCAGGCGCAGACCGGACGGCCCGACGCCCGGGAGCCCGGUGAGCCCCGGCGUCCGUUUCCCGCGCACACAAGCUGUGUACUCCCCCAUCGCCACCAGGGGACUCGCAGCUCUCCUCCAGGACCAAGAGGAUGAUGAUCGCAAUAACCAAGAGGAGAUGCAAAAGUGUGGAGAAGGAAAAGACUCAGAGAGCACAAUCAAGGGUGGGGAUGAAGGUGUUGAGACCAAAAACCCAAAAUCCAAACCAAAGCUUAGUCCUGGGGAAAAUGAUGGUGCUGAUGAUGAAGAAGGCAAGCCAGAAGAAGUGGAUGGUGGCACGAAGAGCGAGAAUGAGAAAAGCGGUCAGGAGGACUUCAAGUCCAAGGGGAGAGUGCGCUUUCAGUUUUUGGAGCAGAAGUACGGCUACUACCACUGCAGAGACUGCAACCUUCGCUGGGAGAGCGCCUACGUGUGGUGUGUCCAGGGGACAAACAAGGUUUAUUUCAAGCAGUUUUGCAGAACGUGCCAGAAAGCGUUCAACCCAUACAGGGUAGAGGACAUAACCUGUCAGAGCUGCAAGAAGGCACGCUGUACGUGUCCGGAGACGGCACGCCACGUGGAUCCCAAACGCCCGCACAGACAAGACCUGUGCGGCCGCUGCAAAGGCAAGAGGCUCUCCUGCGACAGCACGUUCAGUUUUAAGUACAUCAUUUAGUGCUUUCUCUGUCCAUCAGUCUAUCCCGAUGGAAGCUCACUGCCGUCAGAACUGAUGCUCGGGCAAGGAGUUUCCCCAACAUUGGCCUCGACCAGGCGAUGACCUCAAUCAGAUUACUUGAAGGAGACCUCGUGACUGUUCUUGAUUUCGUUCAAUUGUGUUGAACAGCAGCGCUCCCAGUGGUGAAAAUAAAUCUAAAUGAACAGCA